UUGCCCUCUCCCAUUCACCUACUCAAAUUAACAGAACCUGGCUACUUGCAAUCAAUUGGAUUUGACUGCGGGAGAUCUUAGUUAGCGAUUGUGACGAUGCUGUUGAAUCGAAUUGGUCUUUUUUCGUGCAAACAAUCGCGCAUUAUUAAUUUAGUAAAGCCGAUAACAAAUAUUCGGCCCUUCACCGUUACAUCCAUCAGUCGCAUUUUCCCUCCACCUCCACAAACCAUCCAAGGCACGGUGAAUGACGCUGUUGUCUUUCCACCACGCAGUAAAGCCCAUGGAAGCAUUCAUUGGAACUUUGAGCGCGUCAUCGCCAUAAUGGUUGCGCCACAGGUAGCCUAUGCUUUGGCCAGUGGUUCGAGUAAUGCUGUGCUGAAUGCAUUACUCGCUUGUACGCUGGUUCCUCACGCACAUUUGGGUUUUGAAUCUUGCAUCAUUGACUAUUUCCCAAAGCGUCGCUUUAAGGUGAUGUUUCCACUAUUGAUGUGGGUUCUCCGUGGUUUCACAAUACUCACAUUUUUUGGCUUAUAUGAAUUUAACUCAAACGACAUCGGAUUAUGUCAAGCCAUACGAAUGAUCUGGAAAUCUUGAGCUGCGUGCUUAACGCCUAUGAACUUUAAGUUCUACUGUUACGAUUAUGGUUUUUACGCUUAUUUUAUGACGGUUUCUUUUUUUUUUAUUCUGUUUUUAUGUUUAAUCAUUUGUGGUUUUCUUUCAAAGUUUGUUAUAUUCUUUCGAUAAUGCUGUUUUGUACUAUCUAUUUAACAUGCAAAAUGUAUGGAAGAUGGAUAAAUGGUGUCCGAGGAUGUCGAGAAUUUACUGAGUAUCAGGACUCUUUCGGCUAACAAAUCGUACAUGUCGUUUGUAACGUGAACUUCUUGGACUGCAUUGUGGCACUUGUUUCAAAUACAGAGUACAUCGUACUAAUCAGAGGCUAUGACGAAACUGCACCUGUUCUGGUAUUAUCUUCGCGAAAAGCGACUCAAUCGGAAAUAUUCUUCCCGUUCAAAUUUGGCCUCGGCGAAUCGUUCUCCUCAUUCUCCUCUCUUCUUCAGCAUUAUUUAAGAUGCUUCUUCACCGGGCCAUGCGCACUCUGCCGCUGAGUGGUUGAAGAGGUUUAUCAGAUGCGAGAUUGAUCUGCAUGGUGUGAGAUAACCGGGGACUGCGACAUUUGAGCUAUGAUAAACUACGCUUGUCGCUGACUUUUGUGUCUUUAUUUUUCAGUUCUCGUUUUAUUUUCCUUUGAUUUUGGUUUAAACCCGAGCUUUUUAGCGAAUUACUUCGACAUUUGAUUCAAGCACGGUAAUAGUGC
Molecule: messenger RNA, 1315 nt
Organism: Schizosaccharomyces japonicus yFS275
Lineage: Eukaryota; Fungi; Ascomycota; Schizosaccharomycetes; Schizosaccharomycetales; Schizosaccharomycetaceae
Product: TIM22 inner membrane protein import complex anchor subunit Tim18
Exons: 1
Coding region: 97-594 (165 amino acids)
Cellular component (GO): mitochondrial inner membrane; mitochondrial membrane; membrane
Source: RefSeq, a predicted model, not a curated record